AUGAGACCCAUGGGGCUCUUUGCCACACGCGACACGACGCCGCAGCGCGUCGCCGGAGUGCCGUUGUCGUCGUCGUCGCCGCCGCCGUUGCGCAAGCAAACCCAUUGCGGGGCAACACACGCAGCCGCGCGACACAAGAUGCUUCUGCCGCUCAACGGGGCGCCGCAUGCAUGCGGGUCCCGAGCCAAAGUCCCUCGCCCGUACACCCCAAAGGCAGCAAGUGCCUCGCGCAGGGAGACCUACGCUGCAGUAAAAGCCUGCGCCGCUCUGCGGUGCGGGCCCACCGGCUGCCGCGGUUGA
Molecule: messenger RNA, 300 nt
Organism: Trypanosoma rangeli
Lineage: Eukaryota; Euglenozoa; Kinetoplastea; Trypanosomatida; Trypanosomatidae
Exons: 1
Coding region: 1-300 (99 amino acids)
Source: RefSeq, a predicted model, not a curated record